AUGAAAAGCGAAGAAGUGAAAGCUAUCAUAAACCCAAUUUACGAGCAAGCGAUGAAGAACUACCAAGCUAAAAAUUUGGAGAAAGCCGUGGAAGCCCUCCAUAGCAACGCCGUAUUUGUUCACAAAGGAGUCGACGUUUCUUAUGGCAAAAAGAGUAUUAUAGACAAAUUAAAGAAGCUGACGGAAGAGUAUGGUGAAGUGAAGUUUGAGAAAGUAAACCAAACUUUUUGUGGAUGUGAGUGCUGUCUAUGCACAUCUUACGAGUGGAAGGUCGACUCAUCCAAAAAAGGGAAGGUGACGGCAACAAUCUUCCAGAUCUAUAAAAAGGAAGGUGAUAAAUGGAAGAAUUACCACCAUGAGAUGGAAAUCCAUGAUAAAUAA
Molecule: messenger RNA, 381 nt
Organism: Cylicocyclus nassatus
Lineage: Eukaryota; Metazoa; Nematoda; Chromadorea; Rhabditida; Strongylidae
Source: the annotation of a GenBank genome assembly